Molecule: messenger RNA, 753 nt
Organism: Penicillium odoratum
Lineage: Eukaryota; Fungi; Ascomycota; Eurotiomycetes; Eurotiales; Aspergillaceae
Product: DUF341 family oxidoreductase
Exons: 5
Coding region: 1-753 (250 amino acids)
Cellular component (GO): cytoplasm; nucleus
Source: RefSeq, a predicted model, not a curated record
AUGAAGUUCCUUUGCCUUCAUGGUGCCAUUGGCAACGUUGACAACAUUGCUAUCCAGCUAGCUCCGCUGCAGAAGAAUUUGGAAGCAGACGAUUCGGCCACAUUCCAUUAUAUCAAUGCCCCCGUGAAAAUCACUCCUCCGGAAGGCUUUGAAAAAUACUUCGGCGUAGGUCCUCAUUUCCGCUGGGCCGACGAUGGAGGUGCGGCCGAGGACUCAAUGAUCAGUCGUGUACGCAAGAUCCCUGACGGUCAAAACCCUGAAGAUGUGAUGCGUGAUCUAAUCGGAGAGCGCAAUGUGAUCUGGCUCAACUACAAGGAGGUGAUGGCUUAUCUCUAUGAUACAAUGGAGAAGGACCCUGAGAUUCAAGGCAUCAUUGGAUAUAGUGAAGGGUCCUCGAUCGCAGCCACUUUGAUUCUCGAUGAAGAGAAACGUGCGAGGACAAAUGGUCGUCAGCGGCAAAUCAAAUGUGUCAUGUUCUUCACUGGUUGGCCCCCAAUGCAUCCGGUACAUGGAGUUCUUCUCGCAGGUGAGAGUGAUGUAAUGAUUGAUAUUCCGAGUCUCCAUGUUAUUGGUGCCAACGAUCCCUUCCGACACGGCGCUUACGCGCUAUACAAUGUUUGUGAUCCUGAUACUGCGCAAUUCUUCGACACGGGCAAAGGGCAUACAAUUCCUCGAUCCGGCCUCGUCAUUCAUGAGCUCGGAGAUGCUGUUCGGGGUCUUAUCAAGAAGGCAUCUAGUACAGAGAAAUAUUAG